AUGAAUCACUGGUAUUUCAUCGGAAUAAUCGCAUUUCUCGUGGGCGCCACGUUUUCGCGUUGUUCUGGCUCAAAUUGUGAUAAAUUUUCUUGCGUGUCAGGUAUCAUUUUGUCAAUUUUUCGUAUGUAAGCCUCACAUGUGUGCAUAAUCAAGUAGGGAGAGUAAUGAAAAGGCAAAAAUGUUCUAUUGACAAAUACAUAUUUCUAUUCAUAUCAAAAAUUAAGAAAGUUCACACGUAAUCUAGUUCUUGCCAACGUCAUAGCCCACAAUUUUUAAAGGUUCUUCAGACGGAAGUGUCAUAGUUCUCUAGAUGCAAAAAGUUCAGAAAUUGGGGCGGUGGGAGGGAUGGCGAAAGGUUCAUUUCUUCACGCUCUUUUGACUCUCAUGCAUAAAUAACUUUCUGAAUUUCGGAGUACGUCCGGAGAACCAGAUUUGGCAAUGAAAACAGCUGGAAUGUAAGAAAUCUAAUAUUUGUUCUAGCAGCGUGAUUUUUUUAUGCGGGAAAGUGGAAGUUCUUUUAGAGAAACAGUUGUCGUUGAGUAUUUCUUAUUAUGUUUGGCAGAGAUACGUCUAAAAUAGUUUGAGUUGCAAAAUAAUCAGGAAAACACGCAGAGCUAUAAAAUAUGCUGAAUUUAUACAUCGAAACUUUCAGAUUUCUACGUGCACCGCCCGCUGGACUCAUUUCUCCGCCCUGGCUCUACAUUCCACUCGCCAUGUUCCUGUGCGCCAGAUUGGAACACAGUUUUCUGCAAUCAAACGUUGACCGCUCUGCACGACAAGAUUCUGCCGUAUCCAACAGUUUGUGUGUGUCGUGAAUUCCGUGACAACGGUCCAAAGUGCUCACAGUUUAUGGUCAGAUGCUUCGAACGUAAAAACAAUGAGUAAGUUUCCUACGUCGAACUUUACGCAUCACUAAAUCACUAUUUUCAGGUGUUCGUGUUGUUUCAAUCAGCCAAAUGAAUGGUGCAAUAAACUCAAGUGCAAAAAUCGUGAGCCUGACUUCUCGUAAGUCAUCCGUUUCUCUUCCACCCACCCGCCAAAAGUUAAUUAAUUCAAAAAUUUCGACAUUGCAGUGGUGCGAAUACAACUUGCGUGUGUCAUCACAACACUGCGGAUUAUCCUUAUGAUGUAUGCAAAAAUUUGUACCCAAGGGACAGCAAUUUUGCGAAUCGGCAAGCGAUUCUGAGCAAAAACGAGGAGAAGGUUCAGGGAAGGGUUGAGGUGAGCAUUGAUUCAAUUAUCGAACGGAAAGAACUUAUAAAAAAGUUCUCAAUGAACAUUCUCUUUGAUUUUCUAAACGUUUUGAGUGUUUCAAGUAUAGAAACAGAAAUGGAAAUUCCACGUUUGAAAGUAUUUUUCCAACUGGCCCAGCUGUUUCCAUGAGCGUUGCCGUAAAAUGAAUCAAAGAAGAAUGUGCAUGAAACUUUAUGCCCCACCGUUACGAAGCGGAUAUGCUAACUUUUACCUUAUUCAACUUUUUCAGUACGUCGAACUUCUUGGCAGAAGGAUAUCGACCUCCGCAGUGAGCUACAUCAUCGUAGGCCUUCUGCUUUCGGUGUCCGUUUUAACCCUCGUGAUGCUUCUUUACGGUGGAAAACGUCUCCGACAAAAAAGAAGCGAACGACAACGUCAAAUCCGGCUAGCUCGAGAAACUUUAAUACUUCAAAGAGCAGACGAUGAUCGAUAUUUGCCGUCCGCUUAGAUUUUUGCUGUAUAUAAUUACCUCGUUCAACUUUUCAAGUAGUUUUUGUCAAAUGGGAUCAUCAGCGGAUGUUUUUUUUCCGUUUUUUACGUUGUUGAAUUGUAUUUUUGACGUAAAAACGGAAAAAGAAACGUCGAAUAACCCCAUAAUAUCAGAAUAUCAAAACUUGCUCAUGUUUGUGUACGUCGCCUAUUGGACCACUAGACAGUCUAUGGAUCUCUUUUUCAUAACAAUUCCCUUUGAAAUCACUUACAUUUUAUUUCUAAUUUAUGUGAAUAAUCUUAUUCGAUUUUUGAGUUAACGGGUCGUUUUCUUUUCAAAAUGUUGUCUUCUAUCUGUAUAUAAACUUUCACAAAACAAACGGCAUGGCACGCAACAGGUACACUGCGCCCAAUAAGUAUAGGACCCCCCUCAGUUUUGGGUGUUCCGAGAAAACUAAAAGAGAUAUCAAAAAUCUGCAAGCGCCAUUCGAUUUGGAAUACAAAAUAACCCCCGGACCCAAAUUUUUACAAUCUGAAAACUAUUUGUACCCGCCCACCAUCAAAAAGUCACUUUUUCCACCGCCCAAUAAGUAUAGGACCCCCUCACAAUUUUGACGGAUUUUGGUAAAUUGAAGGGAAUUCAGCCAUUUUUCCAUAUUAUUAUUAUAAUUGUUGUUUUUUUAUUGUUUUCAUAUUAUUUCGACUUUAUUUCCCAACUUUCUAUCAUUUUCUGAUUGGAUGAUGAAGGAUCUUUGAAUAAAUCUGUGAAAAAUGGAUUUUUUUAAAAGUAAACAUUUUUUUAUUCAACAAAAAUCAAACGAUAACAGGGAAAAAAUUAAUAACUGGUCUUGCCUCCGUUCUUCUGAAUGACUUGGAAAAGUCGAUUUGGCAUGCUCGAUACCAGAUUCUUCAAUUCCGCGGCUGUGACCAAAUUCCACUUGAUAAGAAGGGCAUCUUUCAGAUCAUGGACACUGGCAUACUGUUUGCCAUGGCGGUAGACACGACGAACCAACAAUCCCCAAACGUUCUCAACUGGAUUGAGGUCUGGGCUACACGCCGGCCAUUGCAGAACCUUGAUUCCUUUCGCAGCGAGCCAGUCUUGUGUCGAAAUGCUUUACAUUCUCCCAUUUAGUAGCAAGGUUUCUUCUUGCAAAAUCCAUUCUCCUUGUUUUGUGUUGAUCCGUCAAUCUUGGAACCUUCUGCAUUGUCUGACGAACAAUGACACCACUGCGAUUGAUAACGUUGAGAACAGUACUCUUGCAGACAAGGAACCUUGCUACUAAAUGGGAGAAUGUAAAGCAUUUCGACACAAGACUGGCUCGCUGCGAAAGGAAUCAAGGUUCUGCAAUGGCCGGCGUGUAGCCCAGACCUCAAUCCAGUUGAGAACGUUUGGGGAUUGUUGGUUCGUCGUGUCUACCGCCAUAGCAAACAGUAUGCCAGUGUCCAUGAUCUGAAAGAUGCCCUUCUUAUCAAGUGGAAUUUGGUCACAGCCGCGGAAUUGAAGAAUCUGGUAUCGAGCAUGCCAAAUCGACUUUUCCAAGUCAUUCAGAAGAACGGAGGCAAGACCAGUUAUUAAUUUUUUUCCCUGUUAUCGUUUGAUUUUGUUGAAUAAAAAAAUGUUUACUUUUAAAAAAAUCCAUUUUUCACAGAUUUAUUCAAAGAUCCUUCAUCAUCCAAUCAGAAAAAUGAUAGAAAGUUGGGAAAUAAAGUCGAAAUAAUAUGAAAACAAUAAAAAAACAACAAUUAUAAUAAUAAUAUGGAAAAAAUGGCUGAAUUCCCUUCAAUUUACCAAAAUCCGUCAAAAAUUGUGAGGGGGUCCUAUACUUAUUGGGCGGUGGAAAAAGUGACUUUUUGAUGGUGGACGGGUACAAAUAGUUUUCAGAUUGUAAAAAUUUGGGUCCGGGGGUUAUUUUGUAUUCCAAAUCGAAUGGCGCUUGCAGAUUUUUGAUAUCUCUUUUAGUUUUCUCGGAACACCCAAAACUGAGGGGGGUCCUAUACUUAUUGGGCGCAGUGUAUAACAUUGGACAUGGCCAUCGGACAUUCAGUCUUCUCCCAAAAUUACGGUAAUCUCAAAGUGGCUCAUUUCAUUGAAAAGUAACUCGAUAUCAUCCACAACUGGUCCUCAACCAGUCAACUUCCUCUCGCUCUUUCUAAAACCACACUUCUCCAUAUUGGAUCGGUUCCACGCCAAUUAUGCCGUCCUCCUCCGCCCUCGAUCUCCGCCUUCUCACCGAUCCUUCUCUAAAAUUUGAACUCCAUAUAAGCCAGAAAGUAGCUUUAUCUCUUCUCCGCUCCAAACAGAUCCUUAAAUCAUUUAGAUCCUCUAAUCCUGCCUUCUAUUCCGCACUCUUCAAAACCUACGUUCUUCCCAUCCUAAAAUACUGCUCCCCCCCACGCCUUCUCCGAUACUUUUCCAAAAUAACUCUUCAACGUUGAAAUAUCUCCUACUCAUCCUACCAACACCGCCUUGACCGUCUCAACUUGCCCUCCAUUACACACCGCCGCAUCAAAUUUCAAUUGCUUCGCCAAUCUCAACUCAUUCAUUGCUCCUUCUUCCUGCUCUCGUCGUCCCAUGUUAAUCCUAUGUCUUAAUCCUUAUCAAAAUUAUUUCUUCUCUUGUACUGUUCCAAUCUGGAACUCUAUCGUGCAAAACACAAAUGGUUUUCUGUGUGAAAGUAAAUAUGAAUCUCUGAUUGACGCGUCAAUUUCCUUCAUCUCAGGAGUGCAGGUUCAUCCGCUUCUGACGCUUUAGAGUUUUGUCCCUAAUUAAUGAUCAAGAUGAGUACACCGCUGGUCAAGGGAAAAAAAGAGAAACUCCACAAAAAGUUCUACCGCACACGCUACAUCUUUAUAGAUAAAGUGUCCAUGUUCUCCAGGAAGCUCUGGACGUGAAAGAACCGUUUGGGGAUCUUUCGGUGUUCCUAUUUGGAAACCUCUAUCAACUUGCUGGAAGGGGAGUUCCUGUGUCCUCGGGUACGUUGUCUGCAAAAGUAAAAGUAAUCUUCAAAUUUUCAGAUCUCCCACCGACUCAUAUGGCUGUCUGGCGUGCCACUUCUCCAGCAAAUACGGACACUCUCUGGAAGCUGUUCAGUGUGUACGAGUUCUAA
Molecule: messenger RNA, 4790 nt
Organism: Caenorhabditis sp. 36 PRJEB53466
Lineage: Eukaryota; Metazoa; Nematoda; Chromadorea; Rhabditida; Rhabditidae
Source: the annotation of a GenBank genome assembly